ACUAUCACUCUACAAAUAGGGACUAAAGAGGCACUAGGGAACUCACUCCUCUCUCAUAUCCCAAUUUUUACUCAACGUAAGCAUUAUCAGAGGUAGAAAAAUGGCUGAGGCAUGCAACAACCAAGGCGUCUAUACUUUGGUUGAGAAGCUUGAGACAGACGUGGAGAUCAAAGCUUCGGCUGGACAGUUUUAUCACAUGGUCGCCAGACCACACCAUGUCUCCAAAGCAUGUCCAGGCAAGAUUAGAGAUUGUGAUCUGCACGAAGGUGAAUGGGGCAAGGUCGGCUCUAUCGUCCACUGUUACUACGUUCUUGAUGGGGAGGCAAAGAUGACCAAGGAGAGGAUCGAGGCAGUGGAGCCGGAAAAGAACUUGAUCUCGUUCAGGGUUAUAGAAGGUGAUCUGAUGAAAGAGUACAAAAGCUUCUUGACCACGAUCCAGGUGACCCCUAAGCAUGGAGGGCCAGGGAGUAUUGUGCACUGGCACCUUGAGUAUGAGAAGAUUAGCGACGAGGUUGCUCAUCCCGAGACUCUCCUCCUGUUCUGUAUUGAACUCUGCAAAGAGAUGGACGAACAUCUCUUGUCUGAGGAAUAGAGGAGUACUCCUCGUGUGACUUUCGUCACUUUCCUAUCAGUACUUGUGUGCAUGGUUGAAGCAUGUUGAUUUCAGUAUUAAAAAUUUCAAUAAAUAAUGAGUGUAUAAUAUAUAUGAGUGACAUGUGAAAUGGAAGUGCUGUAUUAUACAUGCACGUAUUCUACUUUCUUGUUUGUUAAAGUGUAUUAUAAUUAAAUAGCAUUUAAGUUUAUUUUAUUUUGGUUUACAUUAAAUUAAUGUAAAUAAUCAAAUAUAUGUAUGGACCUAUUGUGACA
Messenger RNA from Raphanus sativus (radish), 867 nucleotides. RefSeq names its product MLP-like protein 34. Lineage: Eukaryota; Viridiplantae; Streptophyta; Magnoliopsida; Brassicales; Brassicaceae. The record is from RefSeq and is a predicted model, not a curated record. The transcript is spliced from 2 exons. The coding region runs from base 101 to 592 and encodes 163 amino acids. Gene Ontology annotation, biological process: defense response.